AUGAGCAUCUUGUUCUCCGCAUCAUGGCGACCAUUUGGCCAUAAUCUGGCGGGCCAGCAAUGGUCUCGUGCGAGUCUGCGGGAAUUCAAGGCGACCUGCUCACCUCUCCACUCAGUGCAAUCUUCACUGCUGCGAUGGAGGCACUCCCCCAGGAACAAUGCAGAGAGCCACCUCAUCCUAUUAUGGCCUACAAGUCGUACUGCAUUUGAGAACCAUUGGUUCAGGGCUCUUCGACCUUCCCAUACUGCAGCUGCAACCCAAAUUGAAACUUCCCAACAUGCUACCUCAGUGUUGCCAAAGCCGGACGUGAAGACUGCCUUCGCGCUACCAGCAAGAAGAGUAAAUUCAAUAUUUAGGGGAUCUUUGCCUGCGGGAGACGGCAAUGGAUUGCUCGCAAAGCUACAAAUUCACCGCCAAAAGGGUACAUUAGAUGCGAAAUUUGAUGCCUCAGAAGAGGCCAUUGAAGCAGGCUUGAGAUACUUGCGAAGCCGGUAUCCUAUGGACGAGGAUGCAGCAGUGCUUGCUCGGGUAGAUCAAGAGCUGGAGAAUGAAAUACGUUUACCUCAAGAAAAGCCCGAGCUAAGCCCGUACGCUGAAUCCAAUCUUGUAAAGAUACGGCAGGAAAACAAAGCUCGACACGAGCGUGAAGCGGCUUUGGAAGUAGCACAGGCUAAGCGGCUUGAAGACACAGACAAGAAGAGACGUCAAUUGGUCGCCGUAGCGUCAGCAGAUCGAUCAGUCACAGAUCCUAAGACAAAAGAGUCAACAGGUUUGCGCCCCUUAGAAGAGCCGAAUCGCAAGGAAGCGGAGUGGGUGACUCGCUACAGGGAGGAGGCAGAACAGACGGAGAUCCCUGACAUCUCGACCUUCAGACGGCUUUGGCCUUCUGGCGUCUUCACUGUCGCAGCUGUCACCCUCUCGUAUCUAUUCGCACAGAAUUACACGCCGCCAGAAAAGGCCGCACGCAUAUUCUCCGAAAGCCCGCCGGCUGCAGUUACCAUGUAUGCGAUCUUGGCCGCUAAUGUAUUGGUCUAUGCUGCUUGGAAGACACCUCAACUAUGGGUCGCCCUGUCGAAGUUCUUCAUUAUUGUGCCCCUAAGACCUAAAGCGCCCUCGAUGAUACUGGCCGCAUUCAGUCAUCAGGAUUUCAUUCAUUUGGCGCAGAAUAUGUUCUUUAUGUGGUUCAUUGGCGUGCGAUGUAAGUUUUGA
Molecule: messenger RNA, 1209 nt
Organism: Bacidia gigantensis
Lineage: Eukaryota; Fungi; Ascomycota; Lecanoromycetes; Lecanorales; Ramalinaceae
Exons: 1
Coding region: 1-1209 (402 amino acids)
Molecular function (GO): serine-type endopeptidase activity
Source: RefSeq, a predicted model, not a curated record